Ylistrum balloti is the source of this 3097-nucleotide messenger RNA. Its product is annotated as leucine-rich repeat-containing protein 14-like. Bases 383 to 1963 code for a protein of 526 amino acids. The record is from RefSeq and is a predicted model, not a curated record. The transcript has 6 exons. NCBI's taxonomy places the organism in Eukaryota, Metazoa, Mollusca, Bivalvia, Pectinida, Pectinidae. Gene Ontology annotation, cellular component: cytoplasm.
UUCCUAUGCUUCUUAUUCCAGUAUUCUCUGGACGUAUCGUUGUUUCAGACGCAUGAAGUUAUUGUCUGACAUAACAGUUCUUCUUUAACGAUUUGGUGGCAUACUACAACACUUGAAGGAUAGAAGCAGUAGGCGAUUGAGAUGCUUCCUUGGAAGAUAUUGAACCUUUGUUGAUUUUGUCAUUGAAGACACUGUGAAGAAGGGUGUAAUGUAGAUGUUGAGAGUACAGGUUGCAUUUUUAACCUGAUCUAGUGGGAAUUUCUCAUUAGUCAAGUGAUAGAGUGUCCAGCUGGAGACUGAAGGGUUGCUAUUUUGAAUCCAAGCAGUGGCAAGGUGAGAAUGCUAGUUUUCUUGUGUUGGACAGCUGUAAACAGGUGACAGGAUGCAGACAUCCCUACAAUAUGACCAUUAUCAGGGGGCAGUGUAUCCACUGGACCUACAUGCAGAUCCAAACUAUGGCCAGUAUAGAAAGACUAACAUAAAAUCACUGUUGAAUCUGUGUGCAGAGUACAUUGUGCGUGAUGCCUCAUUCACAAAAGAAGCAGUGCAACAUAUCCCCUACCACCUCAGUGUGGCACUAAUGCAGGCAGCCCUUCUUGAUAAUCGUGACCGCUCCAUGGAAACGCUCAUUUCUCACUGGCCACUCAACAGUCUCACUCUAAAAAAGCUUGCCCCUAGUCUGUUCACAUCUGCAGUGCCUCUAUACAACUCAACAUAUCUGAUGGACAUUGUUCGCCAAAGUCUGCGGUACACAACUUGUCUAUCACACACAUUCCUGGAGUGUCUGAAAAAACGCACACCAACAAAGCUCAAGUAUCUUGAUAUGACAGGGUUCCCAACAGCGGAAGUCAUCCUGUUUUACUUGGCGACUCACUGUAUGUUGGCACACAAUGAGGCCAGACAGACUGUCAUGGUGGACAUGUACAACAGAGUGGUCACCCUGCUCCCUGACCAAACAGAAUCAGCAGAUACUUCACAUCAGCUGAUGACUGCCGAUACCACCAUUCCAGAUUCCAGCUUCACAGUAAAGAUGGACGCCUUUGUUACCUCAGACCAGACUCAUGCUGAACUAUGUAAAGCUCUUAAAGUGUCUGGUUUCCAGGACAGUAAGCUGAAAAUUGUCCUGGAAAAAUUAGAUGCAACUUGCCUUGGGGAACAGAAGCUCCAUAUACUGCUACAACAAAUCAAUCCAAAGUUCUUGCAAAGUCUGCGUCUGAAGUAUAAUGCUCUGAAUUGUGAGGACUUCUGUAGGCUGUCACCAGUACUAGAGCGGUUUAAUGGUUUAACAGCCCUUGAUUUGUCCUGUAACAGCAUCAGGCAUAAGGACUCAUGUGACAGUCUAGCCCAGCUCCUCUCUGCUUUACCACAUCUUAUUCGACUUGACCUCAGCAACAAUCGUGUGAAGACACGUCUUCGCCAGAUUUUGUCCAAUAUGCCCAGUACAUUGCAGUACUUGAGACUGGUGGCAUGUGGCCUUGCCUUCACGGAUAUUGCAUAUUUGUCAGUCUCCCAUCAUAUCUCUGGACUGGAGGAACUGGAUCUCAGUGAAAACAACCUACAGCCAGCUGCAGCCAACAUUAGUAAACUAUUAAGGGGCUGUAAGUCAACACUUCACACACUGGAGAUGGAGGAUUGUAAGUUGCGCGACGACACAAUGGAGCUGGUGGCAGGCAACUUUGGCUCUAUGGAAACCCUUAUGUAUGUGAAUUUGUCUGACAAUUCACUAAGCAUGCCUGCUCAUGAGUGUGUACUUGAAGCAUUGAUAGGACUGUCCAGUAUUCAGGCAUAUCGCCUCUCCUUUUCCAAGGAGUGCUACAGUCUUGACAUACCUGACUAUGAACAAAUAAUAAGAAAGGAUAUGUGUGUAGCACAAAUGUACCGUAUAAUGAGGGACAGUAGAGGGGAAGCAACCUUACCACAUCUAAUAUUUGUGGAACUUGAGAGAUUAGAUCAUGUGGAAUGACAAAAUGAGAAAAAUCAGCAUGUAAACUGGUGUCAGUAGAAUUAGAAAACAAAAGAUAUAUUUGCAACUCCUAUAGAAUUACAUGAUCUUCUUAUACUUCAAACAAUGUUAAAAGGGCUGUAAAUUUGAAACAAGUCAUGUGUCACACAAUGUACCUAUUGCGUAACCAUGUUAGUUGUAUAUUUCACAAACCUAAAAUAUGUCUUGAAUAAACUAUACACCUAAGCUGUGAUUUGAAAUCAAAGCAGAGUGCAGUACACUUACGUAUUGUCUCGUAAUUGUUUAUGAGAAUCAGCAUGAAAAGUGCCAAAAUAAAAGAUUCUCUUAAAGAGUUGCGAUUACAUUCCUCCAAUAGUCAACUGCUCAAUGUUUUAUAUCUCAGUUAUGAGUCACUUUAAGUCGGACUACCUGGUACAUCUUUCACACGUUGAGAGCACAUCAUCGUACUUGCCUCGUCAGCAGGUCUGCUUCUUAAUCUGAUCCUGGAGUAUACCUUGGUUCUAUUUCUUGCAUGUAGACACCAGACCGUAUGUAGUCUAUUAAUUUAUCACACAAUUGUCAGGUCAUUAAUUGUAUAUACUCAAACAGUAUUUUCUUACAUGAAUUGAUGUUAUAAAACCUAUUUGGUAUGUUGUGACACCAGAGAUGAUGUUAUGAUACCAAACAUUCACAAAUUCCAUAUUGGUAUCACAAUGGAACCCUAUACCAAGAAUAACUACCAGAGUGAUACAUAAAUAGCUCAUCUGUAGCAUUUACAAAUAUAAUAGAUUAUGUGAUCAAAGGAUCUUACUAUGGUUUCCUUUUUACUUUCAAAACUUGUAUGAAACUUACCAUUAUUAAAUUGUUUUAGACUCAUUUUAAACAUCUCAUGAAGUGAAAACUCCUGUAAAAUGUAGCACUACUGUUAACUCUUACAACCUCUAUUUUAAAUUGACACAAAGUGGUGAAAUUCCUGUUUCUGGAGGAUGUCUUUGUCAUGAAUACCACACUUAUUUUAUAUAAACACCAUGUGAAGUUUCUGUGUGAAAUAUGAAUAAUAAAUACAAUGAAAUCCAUUGGACAUUUGAAUUAUUGAAAUAUAUAUGGAUAGAACCACAGGGGCUUGUAACAAAUUUUAUGGUGGAGGGAGCUUGU